GAGAAAAAAGAAAAAAGAAAAAAAAGGAAUAGAUUUUAUUUAGAAAAUGUAGAAAUUAACCCCAAAACUACCAGCCCUAGUUCGUCCUCCCUCCCUGUCUCCUCCCUGUCUCUCGACUCUCUCUCUCUCUCCCCUCUCGACUCCGCCGCCGGCGCCGCUGCCCCACGCCGGCCCGUCGCCGCCCAUCCUCGCUGCUGCCCCGCGCCCUAGUUCUUCUCUGUUCGAUUGGUCGAGCCCUAGUUCUUCUCUGUUCGGUACAACGCAGCCGUCGCCAUCUCAGGGAGACCGGCGAGCUACGCGACCUAGAGCCCGCCCAUCGUUGCUGGUGGUCCGAGGAUCGGCGAGCCGAUGGUGUUCUACGGCCGGUUCUCUUCUCAACUCUACAUAAUCGAGGCAGGAAAGGGGGAAAGCCCUAAUUCUCUGAUUUGCAAUCGAGAGCGGAUGAGGUUGAUAAUUCUCCGACCUAAAGCCCUUCUCCCUCUCUCUACCUCCUCUCUGUGCCGCCUUUGUCUCCGGCAAGCAGCCGCUAGCCGCCACCUUCUCCAGCCUGGCGUCGCCCCCCAUCCCCAUCACCUCUCUUUCGCUUCCACCACCACGAGCAACCUCCGUCGUCGGCUCAGCGCCCACCACCGCUCCAAUCGCACCACCACUGCCCCUGGCCUCUGACUCCGACAACAGUCGCCCUCAUUCUUCAGGGAAAGAGAGGUAUUGAAAAGCAGCCUUUUCAACUUCCUGAUUUCAUUGCUGCCACAGGAAUCGAGAAAAUCAGACAAGUUCUUCAUGAUGCCUUCUUCAAACAUCAGACUAAGCCGAAAUUGACAAAUCACGGUGAUUUGUAUCAUGAGGGGAAGGAAUUUGAGGUGAAACUGCGAGAAAUGAAGCCAGGGACAUUGUCACAUGAGUUAAAAGAGGCUCUAGGCAUGCCUGAUGGUGCCCCCCCCACCAUGGCUCAUCAAUAUGCAGAGAUAUGGUCCUCCACCUUCUUAUCCUCAUUUAAAAAUCCCUGGCCUUAAUGCACCAAUCCCCGCUGGAGCUAAAUUUGGCUAUGGGCAUGGAGAAUGGGGCAAACCACCUGUUGAUGAAUAUGGACGUCCCCUCUAUGGAGAUGUUUUCGGCUUUGUGCAACAAGAACAGCCCAAUUAUGAGGAAGAACCAGUUGAUAAGACUAAGCACUGGGGUGACUUGGAGGAGGAGGAGGAGGAAGAGGAAGAGGAAGAAGAAGAAGAGGAGGAGGAGGAACAGAUGGCAGAAGAGGAACUUGAAGAGGGCAUUCAGUCUGUUGACAGCCUUUCAAGCACUCCUACUGGCGUUGAAACCCCUGAUGUUAUUGAUCUUCGAAAGCAGCAGAGGAAGGAACCUGAUAGGCCUCUCUACCAAGUAAUUAUUUUUCUUUUUUCCUUACAUUGUUACACCUUAUUUUGAAGGUUUCUAGAUGAAAAAUCUUUCCAUUUCAGGUAGCUUCUUUGCUUGAUUAUGUAUUUCUUUCUACAUUUUAUGCCUGCUGGAUUAUAGAUUCAUUUCAGGUUCAAGAGAUUCUGCCUGAAGUAUAAAGGUUACAAGUCUAUUGGUGCUAGAAACAUUGUAUGAUAGAUUUUUGUUUUAGCUAUAAGGUUGUUGGUAUUUUCAAUUUUGAAUCGGAAUAUGCAAUGAUGAUGUAUACUUGAUAUUUGGUUCAUUUGUAUAAUAAUGUAUGAAUUUCUUGGAUGAUAUAUAAUAUUGUUAUCGUUGAUUUUA
This is a messenger RNA of Salvia miltiorrhiza (redroot sage), 1734 nucleotides long. RefSeq lists its product as uncharacterized. The transcript is spliced from 9 exons. Lineage: Eukaryota; Viridiplantae; Streptophyta; Magnoliopsida; Lamiales; Lamiaceae. The record is from RefSeq and is a predicted model, not a curated record. Gene Ontology annotation, cellular component: U2-type spliceosomal complex; U2 snRNP; catalytic step 2 spliceosome. Gene Ontology annotation, biological process: mRNA splicing, via spliceosome. The coding region runs from base 928 to 1422 and encodes 164 amino acids.